GACGCGGAGCGGCUCAUUCGUUGCGCGCUCGUUGAAUCGCCGAGACGUUGGAGUCGCCGUCGUCGCUGUCGUUGUCGUCGCGUGUGUGCAGCAAACAACAAAAUAAAAUAAGAUAAUAAAUAUUUUUUUGAGAAAAAAUAAAACCUGAUUUCUUUUAAAAAUUGCAUAAAUAACAUAAAUUUCAAAAUUAAAGCCCGAUAAAACUCGCUGAAGUAAAGCUAUCCUCAUUGUUGGGGCCAGCAGUUUAUCGAAAGGGGAAGGGGGAAAGUGGCGCCCAGAAGGUUGAUCCCACUUUUCCGUUCUACUUGUGUGAGUGCGAGUGUCUGUGUGUAUGGGUGAUUGUGAUAUGAUAUAUGAUAUGAGAGGGCUUUAAUCCAUCUCAAGGGGAGCUCCAUUGACCGGACUUUGAGGAUUUUCAAUUACUUAGAGCGCCAGCCACUCUCCCAAAGGAAUACUCGUCCGUCCAAAGAUCCAUACGACAACGAAUCCAACGAGGGAGGCGCAGGCGGUGGAGGAGGAGGAGGCGGAGGAGGUGUAGACGACUGUGGAGGUGGGCAGCAGGAGUAGAAGGCGCUGUGGAGGGACUGCGACCCAACUCGACUCCAAUUGCAAGUCGCGGCAAUCGCAGUCUCAAAUUAUAUGCCAGCCGCAGCAUUUCCAUAAGUUUUUGGUGGAAACUGGCUGCGAACAAAGCGAAUUUCAAAUGUGAACCAAUCACAAAAACUACGGCAAAAAAUAACCAAAAAUAGCGUGCAAGAAAAAAGAAAUAUUGUGAAAAGAAAACAACAAAAGAAACAAGGCAAAAGUAUUUCCAAAUUUUUGAAAGUGCAGUGAAAACGAAAGAUGAUUAAUUGGCAAUGAGGCAAAAUUGUUAAUGAAUAUAAAUUAAAACACCCAAAAAGAUACUGCAAAAACGCGAUAAAGCAACUUGCAUGUUCGCAGAAAGAGAGUUUGGCGCUUUUUUAAACGCCGGCGACUAAAGACGCGCUCGCGUUUUUCUUACAACAAAAAAAGCGGAAGAGAGAUAACAAAAAAUUUAAAGCGAGUUCAUUGCAUAAAUUUCGCGACAGUGUGUGUGUGUGUCUAGUCUAUGUGAAAAUGGCAGCUUCGGAGCAGAGCAGCAGGCGGCAGCUGGAGGCGAUAUUCAUCGCCACACCCCCGUCAACCCCCCUGAUGCACCACAACUCGGUGACGCGGACAACAACACCUCGCGAACUCCCCACAAUGUAUCACUUUGAUUUCGCCACAUUCAACACGGAGGCCGAGUUGGAAGCGCCCGAAUGCGGGCAGGAGGAGGAGCCCUCUUCGCCGCCACCGCCGCCGCUCACCAGAGGACUGCCGCUGCCCGUGCCCGAGAUAGUGGCCAUCAACCCCAGCGAUCUGACGCCCUGUCCGUGCUGCAGCCGCACCUUCAACUUGAAUGCCCUGCGCAAGCAUGUCGUCGUCUGCGAGAAGAUCUCAAAGAAGCGCAAUACCUUUGAUUCCUCGCGCCAGCGCCGCGAGGGCACAGCACUUUCCACGUAUGUCCUUCCCAAAAACUUUGGCCUGCCCAAUGCUGAGAAGGUGUCUGGAGUUCACACCCCCACCGCUGGGAGUCGGGAUCCCGUAGGCACGGGAUCCAAAAUACCAACAGACAGUGUGGGCUCUCCUCUGCCCAUUCGUCGCAACUCUCAAACCGAUCUGGUUCGCUCUACGGCCCGAGCUUCCGUGCGUAGAGCGGGGGGCACAGCAACAGGAACAGGAGCUGCUGCAACAUCGCCCGCAGGCGACCCAAACCAUGUACCAGCCCGCGAUCGCUCGCUGGCCAAGCGUAUCAAGGGUGUGGCCUCCGAGCACUGUCCCCACUGCGAGCGCAACUUCAACGUGAAGGCCUUCGACCGGCAUGUGGAGUGGUGCAAGGAGAAAGCGAUUCAGGCCACCAUUAAGCUGGCCAACACCCAGGAGACGUCGAAAGCAAAGGAACGGCUCGACGCCAGGAAGCAGUACAGGCCGCCCAAUCUCAAGACGAAGCGCUCGAUCAACCGGAACAAGUACUCCGGCAACCACGAGGAUCUGCUCGAAGCCGGCGACAUGACGGCCCCCAAGCAGAGCCUGAUGUCGCUCCCCUCCAUGACCUCGUCCGUGCACAGUGAUAACCCUCCUAAAGCAAAGAAGCUGGCACGGCCCCAACCAAAGAACGGGACGCCCGCAGUCCGCAGCAAGGCCGAGGGAUCCAGCACAAAAGUCACGCAAAACACAGUCACCUUGUGCGUGACCCAAGACGACGAUCCACCGGCAGCCCCAGCUCCGCCAAAGGAGCGCGUCCUACGCGCCAAACGCAAGCCUAUCGCGACUUGUGACCGCAUCACCGAAACGAUGGAUCGCUUGCGAAGCCAAUCCAGCGGUGAAACCCUCCAGCUGGACUGUGUGGAGGCGGCACCGCUGAAGCCAGUCGCCAGGCUCCGCAAAGGGAUGACCAAUCGGGAAAGGGUCGAUGCUGCCGAGAAGGAAAUGUCGUUGCCGGCACUCAAAUUCGAGGAUCUCAAUCGGUUGAUCAAGCGAAAAGACCCUACGACCAUCGUAAAAGCAACUAAAAUGGAUGAAACACCGCAGGAGGUGGUUAAAGUGAAGGUGCGUUCCUCCACAUCGCUAGUGCGGCAGGCACGUCGCCGCAUCCGCACACGGGAGCAUCCCAGCUUGGAGUUGCGCAACUUGGAGCAGGAAAUGACCCAAGCCUCGUUCCCGUCACCAUCAUCGCCAACUAAGAAAGCGAACUCCAUGCAGAUAUCGACCGAAGAUGAUAUGGAUUGCAGCCUUGUGCCUCUGUCGCGGAGACCGGGUGUUGCCUAUUCCGAUUACGAGGACGAUUCGCCGCGAGCCGAGAUCCAAAUCAAAAUGGAAACGACCACCACGCGUACUGUAUGCCGGCCCAAGAAGCGGACUGGCCAGGCCACCAUGGAGAUGAACAGCUCGUUACCCAUGCGGGCCCUGCCCAUGCCCCAGCUGCAGCAAAGCCUGGAGGCCCUCGGCCACACCAUGAGCCAUACCAAGCUGCCCAGACUGCAGCUCGGCAGCGAUCGCCUGCAGUUCGAGCGCGAUGUCAUUGAAAUGGAAAACGAAUCGAGUGAGCUGGAAUGGAGCGAGGAAAAUAUGAUGAGGAGGUCCGCGAAUAUCCUCGAACGCACGUCCAGUCCGAAUAGCGGAGAGUUCCCGCAGGUCGAGGACAGCGACGUGGAAGCUGAGAGCGAUCAGCCUGUCACGAAGCUGCCUCUUGUGGCCAAGCAGAGCGGCAGCAGGAUCAGUCGCUGUCUGGUGAUGCUCGAGCAGGACGAGGAUGGAAAAAUGUACAUCAAGGAGCCGCCUGCCAAGGACGACAGCCACCCGCUUCCCAGUUCCCGCCGCGGAGGCACCUUCAAAAGCGGCCUCAGUGGAGUCAGUGUCAGCGGCGACAAGUACGAUCCCUUCCUCUCGGCCAAACGUCAGCUGGAGGAGCUUUGCUCCCCCGGCACGCCGCCGGAGCAGGAGGAGGUUUCGGUUCCCCCAACAGCCACACUAACAGCCACACCAAGUCUUUCCAUGACCACCUCGUUGACCAUGCCGAGCAGCAAAGCACCGCCGACCACACCGAAACCCACACCUGCCUCCAACUUCCGGCGCACUUCCUCUCUACGAGGCCCCCGGCGGACACCGCUGCUGCCUAGUCGUCCGUUGUUUGCGACCAACUAUCGCCCCACCAUACAGCGGGGUCUCUCCGACGAGGGCCCCAUCUCCACGAACUUCCUCAAGCCGGAAGAGUACGACGAGAUGCCGGUGCGCGCCGCCUGCGUCAACGACUUCCACAGUCCACGCGUGGUCCGCCGGGAUACGAGUACGUCCAACCGCAAGCAGAUGCUGAAGCUACCGGUGGGCGUUGGCGCUGCCAGUGACACCACAGCUCAGGCACUGCCCGGGCGCAACGUGGCCAAGACCGACUCCCUGGCGGUGUUCCUUAAAUACGAACACGAGCUGGAAGAGCUGAAUGCCAAGGCAGCGGAGGUGGCAGCCGCCAGUCAGCUGACCAGCAAAGAGCUCAAGGAUAAGAGCAACAACCUGAGCAAGCAGAACUCGGCCAAGAACCUGACCACGUCCAGCAAUCCCGGCCAGCUGCCGCCCCUGACCUUGACCACGGUGACACCAUCAGCAUCAGCACCAGCCACAGCCCCACCCCCAGUUUCUGUGUCGGCCAAGGAGAAUAACGAGAAGAGGGUGCCCAACAACUACCAGCCCAUUGCCACCCCCUUGCGGCUGGAGCCCAUCAGCAGACCAGCGACGGCGACGCCAUCAGUCCAUCAGCCCGUCAGCGGUGUGGCGAACACCCUAACACCCAUCAAGCUGGAGAGCAUCUUCGGCUUUGGCCGUCCGGCCGCAGCGGGCGGCGGAGAGUUCAUCGACCCAAAGCUGAUCAACGCAUGCGAUAAUCUGCACGUGUCCAGCGGCGUAGCCUCGGAUGCCAGUUCCACGCCACAGCAGCUGUCGCAGAGCCGAAGUCGGAGCAGCUCCCAGUCGACCAUCACCUACGACCGACGUCAGUCCGGAGAGGCCAGGAAUCUGCUGAAGCGAAAGAUGCGCUUGGGACGCAAUCAGUUUCUGUACGAUGCCUCGCCGGAGGAUGGCGAUGCCUCGUCGGGGUGCUCCGCCGACGAUGAGGCUAAUCGGUCCUCAAUGGAGUACGACGAGCAGUGCUGGCAGCAGCAGCAGAAGCAACUACUGGCCAAUCCACUGCCCCUGGUCAUGCCGAUGGGCAACAUGCCCACCUUCGACGACUUUGACUUUGAGGAGUUUCUCUCCUCAUUCGAGAACGAGAAUGACGACGAGCAGUUCCCGCUGUUCAAAGAUUGUCGCGAAUUCCUGCUGAAUCGCACGACGAGCAGGCAACGCUCGUUCCAGAAAGCGACUUCGACACCACAACAGACCACUACAGCCACACUGAGACCGGCCACCACCAGUAGCAUCCUUCAGCCCAAGUCACAGCCCACUAAAGACCCUCACACCCACAGAUCCAACUCGAAUAGUUCGAAUAGCAAGGGAGGCGAGAAAUUGCAGAUGCAGAUGCAGCGCCAGCAAUCGAAUGCAUCCAGUGGUAGCAGCCACGACGAAAAGAUGCAGCAGAUGCCAGUGCAGAUGGUGGGGAAGAGGCCAGUCGAGGAUCAGCAGAAGCGGGAGAUCUUCAUCAGCAUCGAGACGGAGACAAAUGCCCACGGCCGUUCCCCAAUUUCUCCCGACUCGCUGCGCCACAUGGUGGGCAAUUCACAGACGCCCAUCGACGUGCUGCAUAUAGAGAAUGGCAACGAGCCGGAGCACGCUCGGUUCAGAAAGAUCAGCGAUACAGAGGACGCCUAUGUCGACGCCCAGGGCGGGCCUGAUGAUCGGGCCAGCCAGUUGGCUGGCAAUGCCAACAGACUGGCCCUAUUAUCGAGCGACUCCGUCCAGGUCAAUAACGCUAAAAAUCUGAUCCAGCAAAUGCAGAGCGAGUUUCGGCAACUGGGCGAGGAUGCCGGCGCCUCAAUCCGUACCCUGUUCAUCAGAAGACCCGAAGAGCAGGGUACAGCAAGGGAAUUGGAUCCGGAGCCAGUGCAACAGCUCCAGCAGCAGGAGCAGCAUCAGUUGAAGGCCAGCUCCCCCUUGACACCCUCAGCAUCAGCGGAUUCCGACGAGCUAAGCAGUCUCGAUGGUUAUCCCAUGUCCUCGUCCCACUCGUCUCGUCGCGGCGCUAGCUCCAAGCUAAGCUCCGACUCUGCCUAUGGAAGCACCAACUCCCCCUACAGCCUGUCGCGCCAGCGGUCCGGCGACCUACAACCGGGUACACCACGCAACCAGAAUCUGCUGCGUCCGCACACGGCCAGUGCCAAGCUGCCGAGCGCCAUGACUGAUGUCUCGACCCAGGCGCACACUGCCUAUGGCACUCUCAAGGCACGUCAGAGGCUUUAUGGCGGCGGCGGGGCUAUCAAUAGCAUUGGCAAUGGCAAUACCGACGGAGCAGAAUCCUCCAGUGGAUCGGAGCACUCUCUGACAAUGUCCACGCAGCAGCCGCAGGAACAACAGAAGCACAAUAGACCAGAUAGCAACUACAACUACCAGCAGCAGCAACAGCAGGUGCAAUCACAGCCAGUAUAUAACAACAACAACAACAAUGGGCAGGCGUCGCUGACUCCAACCGCAUCGCAGCAUUCCCUGCUAAGCUGUAACUCCGCGUCCAGCCUAAGUUCGAGUAUGAAGAUGUCCAAGUUCUGCCACGAGUGUGGCGGCAGGUUCAUCAUCGAGCACGCCAAGUUCUGCAUGGAGUGCGGCGUGCGGCGAAUGAUACUCUAAUCUCGGGUCUUAACCCCACGUAGAUAUUGUUGUACCCCAUCACCCACUCACAAAAUCACACCGCAACACACUCACCCUGAUGAUGGAUGCUGUUGACGAAGAGCGUCGCCUCCUGGGUUCGGGGUCUUUUAUAAGUGCAUACCAAAUGUAGUUUCUCACACGCAAGAGAGACAUCUAAGGAGAGCGUUUAAUAUGUCCUACACACAGAAUAAUAAUAAUAUUUAAUAUAUAUAUUUUAUUAUAAACCAAAAAUGCGAACACAAAUUUUUAUAUCGAACGAAAGGAGACAGUCAUUGCAGAAGUUCAUUAAAUUGAGGUUUCUCUAAUUAACUUUGCAUUUCUCGUUAAGUGCACAUUUCUCUGACUCAAAACAAACGUAAACCAUUAAUCACUUUAAAAAAGUAAAAUUGUUGAUUAACAAAGACUGAACGAAUUUAUACGGUAGGCGAUGGACAAAAAAAUUAAAUGAAUGACAGGCUCCUCCGCAAGCAAGAUCGUAACUAUUUUUAAACAUUUUUCGAAAACUAACGCAGCAACUCCAUUGUAUUGUAUUCUUUAUAAUCUGAUUACUAAUUAUAUAGAGACACUGCUUAAAUAUAUAUACUCUAAAUGAUAA
This is a messenger RNA of Drosophila pseudoobscura, 6943 nucleotides long. RefSeq lists its product as uncharacterized. NCBI's taxonomy places the organism in Eukaryota, Metazoa, Arthropoda, Insecta, Diptera, Drosophilidae. The coding region runs from base 1099 to 6327 and encodes 1742 amino acids. The record is from RefSeq and is a predicted model, not a curated record. The transcript has 9 exons.